UUCCCGUAAUCGUCGUGCGACCGUUGCACACCAUGUUUGCGCAAAUGAGCAUGGCCAUACACAACGCAACGCAUGCCUUGCCGACGACGAAAAGCGAACUGUACAUUUACGCUUUUAUCGUGUUUUCCGUCGUGCUGUGGUGCCGCAUGCGAUGGCAGUAUAGACAAUUUUAUCGUCUCGCUAAUAAGAUUAAGGGUCCGCCAUCGUAUCCGUUAAAAGGAUCGAUUUUUGAUCUGAGCACUACCCCCGAAAAGAUUAUGUACAAUUUUAAAGAAUCGGCUGAAAAAUACAACUACGAACCGGUAAAAUUGUGGGUAGGCCCAUUUCUUUUUGUCGGAGUAUAUAAGCCAGAAGAUGUGCAAAUAGUUUUAAACAGUUCUAAAGCCUUAGAAAAAGGCAUUAUUUACCACAUCAUAAGACAUGCAGUCGGUGAAGGUGUAUUUACUGCUCCGAUGGGCAAAUGGAAAAAGCACCGUCGUGUGAUAGCCUCGAUAUUCAGUUCAAAGUUCUUGGAUCAAUUGUACCCGAUAUUUAACGAGAACAACAAAAAGCUAGUUGAAAACAUUUCCAAGCACGUGGGCGAGACACAACCGUUUGACAUUUGGGAUUACAUAAUAUCGUGUAAUCUCAAUAACGUAAGCCAAGCCGCGAUGGGCUACAACCUCAACGAUCAACGGACCUUAUCGGAAUUCGUCCUCGCCAUGAAGAAAGUUUCAGAAUUGAGCAAGUGCAUUGUGAAACCAUGGUUGUACAUCGAUCAGAUUUUCGCGGUUUACACGUAUUUGACUGGUUUAAACGUGUAUAUGAGUCAAUUGAACAGGGUCUCGUUACAGAUAAUAAGGGAUAAGAAAUUGGAAUUCAAAUCAACUAAAUCGCAACAAUCUACAAAUAAGUCUCACGAAGUUGCUCCGGAAGAAAGUAAUAAGAAUUCGACAAAAGUGUUCUUAGAUAAGUUGCUUAAAUUGAAUGACGAAGGUGCUGAUUUUACGGACGAAGAUCUCAAGGAUGAGGUUAUAACAAUGACAGUCGCGGGCAGCGAUACUAGUGCCAUUAGUGAAUGCUUUUGUAUUUUGUUACUAGCAAUACAUCAAGAUAUCCAGGAUAAAGUUUACGAUGAGAUUUACAGUGUCUUAGGAGACAGUGAUCGCGAAGUUAUUCCCGAAGAUAUAUUUAGAUUUAAAUAUUUGGAAAUGGUAUUAAAAGAAAGCCUCAGGUUGUUUCCUCCCGGUGCAAUUUUUUCUAGAAAAAUUAACGAAAACGUAAAGCUCACGAACUUUGAACUGCCAAAGGGUUCCAACGUGUUCGUGUCACCGUACGUCACACACCGUUGCCCGCAGCUGUAUCCUGAUCCCGACACGUUCAAUCCGGAAAACUUCAGUCCCGAGAACGAAACGAAUCGGCACAAGUUUAGUUUUUUGGCGUUCAGCGGCGGUCCUAGGGGUUGUCUAGGUGUCAAGUACGCUAUGAUCUCCAUGAAAUUAAUGAUGGUGGCGGUUUUGCGCCGGUACAGCGUGCACACAGAGUGCAAAAUGUCGGAGAUCAAAAUGCAGAUCGAUUUGCUGGCGAAAAAAGCCGAUGGCUACCCAAUCACGAUCCGGCCUAGGAAGAGAACGCAAGACCGGACCUUUAUUUGAGAAAAAAACACACAAAUGUAAUAUUACUAUUAUCGUUUUCACUAAAAAAAAAAAAUAAUAAUAAAAAAAAAAAGAACAACACAUUUAUCUGUAUUAUACGUAUGAUUGUUUCUUGAAAUAUAUAUAACAUUGUUAUAGAUAGAAUGUAUGAUUGAAAUUACAGGGCAGAUAGAAUAUUAUUUCUCGAUUUGAAGCACCUUUGCGCGGUCGUUUGAGUUGAAAUUAUAUUAAGUAUUCAAAACGCCUCGUUGUCAACGGGUUUCCAAUAGUUUUUUUUUCUCAACACAUUUAUACAUUGAGCAUAUUAUUAUCAUAAUAACAAGACACGAAAAAAUAUAAGAAGGAACUUUAAUACAUCGAGUUAAUCAAGGAAAAAAAAUGCAACUCUGUAAGCCUAAAUUUAAAACACAUUUUUAUAAUACCUUAUGUUUAGGACACCAGUGUCAUAAAUUUGUAAACACUUUGACGACAAAAUACAUUUUUUUGGUAAAGUUUUUCAUUGCUUAUCAUGUUAUUUAUCAAAAAUGAAAAAAAACAUAGCCAAGUGGAUACCGAUUUACUGUAUAUUAGGUAUCGAGUGGGUCACUAUUAUAAGUAGAUAUGUAAAAUUUGAAUUUGAUGGUAUAUAAUUAAAUAUUUUUAUCGCGUAGUAAUAUGAAAAACGAUUCUAAGCUUAG
This is a messenger RNA of Aphis gossypii (cotton aphid), 2311 nucleotides long. Its product is annotated as cytochrome P450 4C1-like. The transcript is spliced from 13 exons. NCBI's taxonomy places the organism in Eukaryota, Metazoa, Arthropoda, Insecta, Hemiptera, Aphididae. The record is from RefSeq and is a predicted model, not a curated record. Gene Ontology annotation, molecular function: iron ion binding; oxidoreductase activity, acting on paired donors, with incorporation or reduction of molecular oxygen; heme binding. The coding region runs from base 33 to 1634 and encodes 533 amino acids.